AUGGAAACAAAAAAUAUUGAAAAGAAAAUAGCACAAUAUAAAAGUUUCUUACAUGACAAGUUAGAAGUUGAUUUGAAGAAAACUUGGGAAUUACGUUCAAAUUUUUAUGUUCAAGCAAAAGUACCUGAUACUACUUAUAUUUAUGUUAACGUUGGAUUUGGAUUUCAUCCUCAACUAACAUUGGAUGAAGCAAUCGAAUUCAUUGAUAAAAAAGAAAAAACGUUACAAAGAAAAUCUGAAAAAUACACUGAUGAUAUAGCAAAAAUUAGUGCACAUAUUGCAAUGGUUCAUGAAGCCAUAGCUGAAAUUUUAUAUUUACAAAAAGGUGAAGAAAUACCAAAACGUGAUGACCUAUUUAUAUAG
Molecule: messenger RNA, 363 nt
Organism: Entrophospora sp. SA101
Lineage: Eukaryota; Fungi; Glomeromycota; Glomeromycetes; Entrophosporales; Entrophosporaceae
Source: the annotation of a GenBank genome assembly